Aspergillus nidulans FGSC A4 is the source of this 2280-nucleotide messenger RNA. RefSeq names its product SNARE-binding exocyst subunit SEC6. The coding region runs from base 1 to 2280 and encodes 759 amino acids. Gene Ontology annotation, biological process: exocytosis. The transcript has a single exon. Gene Ontology annotation, cellular component: exocyst. The record is from RefSeq and is a predicted model, not a curated record. Lineage: Eukaryota; Fungi; Ascomycota; Eurotiomycetes; Eurotiales; Aspergillaceae.
AUGGCGCAAGGGGGAAAUGCCGACAGAGCGGUGGCCAUGCCCCGGUUAGAGGACCUCCUCCGACACCCGGAGGACCUCGACAAGAUCAAUGGACUGAAAGCCGAAUACACACGCAAGAAAGCUGCGGUCGAUGCGCAGCUCCGUGAGGGUCUUCGGGAUCAGUUAGCAUCCGUACAACGAAGCCUCAGCGCCCUCACGGAAGGCCAGCGCCAGGUAUCAAAGACGAGGGAUGAGCUACAGGGUAUCGACAGACUAUGCGCCGAGUCGCAGAACAGCGUUGAUGACUUCUCGCGAAUUGACCAGCUCGCUAAAAUCCAGCGCAACUUUGAAGCUACUCUGAUGAUGAAGAAAGGACUGGAGAACUUUAGCUCUGAUUUAGCGGAGAUUGAGGAGCUUCUGAGGGAGGAUGACGAGGAUCUUGAGAACCAGCCUAAUCUGCUGCGGACCCAUAUGCGGAUAUCUCGAUUGCGGGACUUUCGAGAUGAGGCCAUGGAUCAAGUUCGCAGGGCGCAGGACGCGAGUAACGAGGCCACCCUAGAAGAAUAUUUCCAAGGGCUGGAUGCCGUAAUCGAUUGGUUUGAUGACCAUCUUGGGACGCUGUGUAUGAACCUCAUUCCGCUCGUGCAGAGUGAUAACCCCAGCAUGGUGGUUCGACUUGCGGUUGUGGUGGCGAACGAGGAGAAGAAUGAUGAGACCGUUAAGGCCUUGCAGGAGGCGCAGAAGGAUCACCAGGAUUUAGCUGGGCGGUUUAAGUCAAUGAAUGUUGGACCGAAGACCGUAAGGGGAUACAAGGAAAAAUUUAUACAAGCGAUCGAGUUCUACGCUCAAAAUCAGUUCGAAGACACCAAGGAGAAAUUCUUGGAUGACCCGGAAGGUCUGGAGAAGAGUUUCCGAUGGUUCUUUAACGACCUCUUCGUCGUGCAGCAGGGCAUGCAGUCGUUGAUGCCGAAGAAGUGGAAAAUCUUCAAGACCUACACUGAUAUCUAUCACCGCAUGAUGCACGAUUUCCUGAUUGAGAUGGUCAACGACCCCGCAUUACCAGCUGACAACCUGCUUGCGAUCCUCCACUGGAGGGAAAAAUACUACAAGAAGAUGAAGAAGCUUGGCUGGCAGGCGUCUGACCUUGAGCUAGAUAUUCUGGAUAACCGCGAACCUGAUCUCAUUCGGCGGUGGCAGAAUGUCAUUAUUAACGCGGUAGAAGAUUGGAUGGAUAAGAUCACGGAGACGGACAGGAAGGCACUUACGGAGAGGAUACCUGACUCACUUGAUACUACAGCAGACGGCUACUUCCGCACUCAAACUCUUCCAGAUAUGUGGCGAAUGCUGCACGAGCAGGUCACCGUGUCCAGCUCCUCCUCACGCCCCGACCUCUUGGAAGGUAUUAUGGAUGCAAUGUUCCGAGUGCUGAAGGCUCGCCAAAAUGCCUGGCAGACCCUUCUCGAGGAAGAAUGCGCUAAAUACAAAGCACCCGGCGGUGAACAACUAGACGGGUUGCAACUGCUGCAAGACUGGCUUAUAGCAGUAGCGAAUGACCAGAUUGCCUGCAUUGACGACAAUGACGAAACGGGACAAUAUGGGCACUUGACGCGGUUCCGACGUGAUAUCGAGCAGUACGUCGACCCGAAAUACAUGGCGUCCCGCGCAAUUCCCGAGAUUGAUGCUUUACGAGAUGGCUACGUCGAUUUGAGUACCUACUGUAUUUCGCAAUUCGUGAACGUAAUUUUCGCAGUCGACCUGCAGGGCACGAUUCGCGAUUUUUUUACCCAGAGAUGGUAUGGAGAUUUCGCCGUGAAGCGAAUCACUUCUACGUUCGACGAUUACAUGGCCGAUUACUCGCCUGUCCUCCACCCCUCCCUCACAGACAUCCUCGUCGAAGAACUCUCCGACGAACUCCUAGUCCGCUACCUCUCAUCGGUCCGCAACAAGGGUGUAAAAUUUCGCCGACAAACUGACCCCUACACCGACAAAUUCAAGGACGACGUCCUCACAGUCUUUGCAUUUUUCCAGAAAUACCCGGACUCUUUUGCAGGCACCAUCAAGCAGAAAUGGCGGCUUGUCGACUGGUUGGUCCGGCUUCUUGAGGCAGAGAAAGGUCCUGCUGUGGUUAAUGUCUAUGAAGACUUCAAGAAUGAGUACUGGGACCUGCAGCUCUCGUGGGUUGAAACAGUCCUUAGGGCACGGGAUGACUUUGAGCGGAGUAUGAUUACUGCCGUCAAGACUAAGGCGGCUGAAUUGUCUGUUGAACGGGGAAUGGAGACUCUCAUGAGUAGAGUUCGCUGA